Molecule: messenger RNA, 861 nt
Organism: Uloborus diversus
Lineage: Eukaryota; Metazoa; Arthropoda; Arachnida; Araneae; Uloboridae
Product: cellular tumor antigen p53-like
Exons: 8
Coding region: 1-861 (286 amino acids)
Biological process (GO): apoptotic process; regulation of transcription by RNA polymerase II
Cellular component (GO): nucleus
Molecular function (GO): RNA polymerase II cis-regulatory region sequence-specific DNA binding; DNA-binding transcription factor activity, RNA polymerase II-specific
Source: RefSeq, a predicted model, not a curated record
AUGCCCCACUCCUCUAAUUCUUAUCGUACUUCAUUACCAGCAAGUCAAAACUGGCCUGGGGAGUAUGAAUUUACGGUAUCAUUAGAAUCUCAAGAAAAAUCUAAAAGUGUCGCUUGGACGUAUUCAAAGGUGAAAAAUAAGCUAUAUGUCAAGAAAGACUCCCUUUGUCCAAUCAGUUUUUCUGCAAGUGAAGUUUUGCCAAGCAAUGCCAUGAUAAGAGCCACUGUUGUUUAUUCUUUGCCGCAACAUAUGACCGAUGUUGUUCGACGCUGUCCCACUCACUCCACGAAAGACUUUGAUAAAGGAGUUGCUGAAGCUCAUCAUCUGAUGCGAUGCGAGAGUCGUCUGUCGUCCUACCAAGUCGAUCCCGGUAAUCUUCGCCACAGUGUCGUUGUUCCAUUUGAAAAUCCUGCAGCGGGUCAGCAACAUUCCACCUACUUGUACAAAUUUACUUGUUUUGGAUCGUGCUCUGGUGGCCCGAACAGAAAGCCUUUGACGGUGGUUUUUACACUGGAAAAAGACAAUCAAGUCCAUGGUCGUCGUAAGUUAGAUGUUAAAAUAUGUGCUUGCCCAGUUCGCGACCGCAAAUCGGAAGAAAGCCAGUUGAACAAAGCAUCAAUUCCUGUCAAACGAAAGGAGCCUGUAGAACUAAUAAGUUUAUCUGAUACUUUAGAAUUUACAAGAAGAGUUUCCUUUCCACCAUCGAAGAAGACUAAAUUGUUACCUAAUAAAGAUGGGCAAUACAUUUUAACGGUUGACGAUGUAGAAUGUUAUGAAUUUCUCCAACAGAUGAAAAAGUUUUAUGAUUUUAGUAAAUUGAUGAAAAAUUUAUCUCCAGAUACCAUGUUAAAUAUUUUGUAA